GUUGGUUCCUUCUUCGUCGGCCACCUCCCUCUUCCUCUGUUCCUCAAUCGCCGCCUCCUACCCUCAUUCCUCUCGACCCCGGGUUUUCCACGCCCGUAGUCGCCGUCGACUGGCGGCGCCGCUCGUCCGGGGGCAUCGCUCUUCCGAGGGAGCUGCUGCCCGGGUUCUUCCUCGUCUGGUCCUUCUCCUCCGCCGCUGUCCGUUCCUCCGGCGCCGGCCGCCGGCCGCUUCUUCCCCUCCCCUUCCGGCUGCAGCUUCGGUAUCCCCAGACACUGGGCUCGAAGCAUGGUUUGCAUCGUGGAUGCCUGCACGGCUGCUGCUGUAUCUCCCGUGCGGUGUUGGCUGUAGACAUCAGUGAAACCAAACACCCUAGCAUUGCACGGAGGGCGGCCUGCCAGUGCCGGGCAAAGAUGACCUCCUAUUCUGUAGAAUCGAUUUUAUAAUAAAAAAUUGCCGUUCCGAGCGCCAUCCCUCUUGGCUGGCACCCAGAUGACCUCCCCUGUCGAUCCCACGGCGGCGGCGCCGCAGUCGCCGUCCAUCAUCACGAACGGCGCCGUCAACGGCUUACUCCCUGGUGCCGAGGCCUUCGCCGUGCACUACCCGGGUUACCCCUCCAGUCCCGCUCGCGCCGCCCAUACCCUUGGCGGCCUCCCCACCAUCGCCAAGGUCCGGAGUUCCAAGUCCCGUCUCGAGCUCCGCUUCCGUCCAGAGGACCCCUAUUGCCACCCGGCCUUCGGUGAGCCCCGGGCCUCCACUGGCCUACUCCUUCGCCUCUCCAGACCCAAAGGUGAUGACGCGCCGCCGCGUGCUGAGGUGGUGGCACGGGUCCGAAACGCCUACUAUUUUGAAGGUAUGGCAGAUUUUCAACAUGUUGUUCCAGUGCAAGCUGCUAACGUGAGAAAAAGAAACCGGCCAGAUUGUCCGAGUAGUAAAGAUGAUUUAGGCAGGGAUAAGGUAGGAGAUCUAGAAACUGAUGAUGAAGAUGCCAUGAUGUUAAUACCACCACUCUUCUCAAUAAAGGAUAGUCCGACAAAGAUAGCGCUUCUAGCAUCGUCCAAUGCACUAUCGAAGAGCAUGCAAAGGGGAGUUGUACGUCAUCGGUGGGAGAUGGAUAUUGAACCAACCCUUGCUCUUUCUUUCGACAUUCAAGCUGUUCCUAAGAAGAUUAAUUGGGAAGACCACAUACCAAAGAAGUCACCAGAGUGGGGUUGGCAGAUGGCUAUGUGCAAAUUGUUUGAGGAGCGUCCUGUGUGGCCAAGACAGUCACUUUAUGAACGUUUGCUUGAUGAGGGUGUGCAGGUGUCACAAGGCCAGUUUAAAAGCCUUCUGUUUAAAGCUGGAUACUACUUCUCUACUGGUCCCUUUGGUAAAUUCUGGAUCAGAAAAGAAUACGAUCCUCGUAAAGAUCCCGAGUCACGAAUAUAUCAGAUGAUUGAUUUUCGCCUGCCUCCUCAGCUAAGGAAUCUUCAAACAAAAGAGCAUUGUGGAUCUGAAAAGUGGUCAGAGAUGUGCAAGCUUGAAAGGAUGCCAUCCAAGAGUUUCAUCUUCCUGCAAUUAUUUGAACUGAAGGACGACUUCAUUCAAGCAGAAAUUAGAAAGCCUUCUCAUCAACCAACUUGCUCACAUUCGACAGGUUGGUUUUCGAAGCCAAUGAUUAAAAUCUUGAGAUCACAACUCAGCAUAAGGUUCCUUUCAUUAUGUCCUAUUGAAGAUGCUAAAAUCUUUUUGAGGGAUGCCCGUGAAGCUAUUGAAAGGUCCAAGAAGCAGGAAGACCUUUGCAGAUCUAAGCAACUGAAGGAAAGGCAGGAAUUCGAUGAAGAAGCACCUGAAAAACAUGCUGGAUCUGAGGGUCAAGUGGACAACUUUGAUUGUGAAGAUAUUGAUGAUGAGGAAGAGGAGGAUAAGGAGGAAUCAGAUGGUUAUGAUUCUCCACCUAUGGCAGAGGAUGUUCGUGAUUUCUCUUUACAUGAUUCAUACACAAUUGGAGAAGGCUUUCCCACUGGAUACCUUGAUGGGGUGUUGCGCAGCUUUCCAGUGAAUGAAGACGGACAGAUCAAGUUAGGUGAUGCCCUUAAUAAUACAGAAGGAAGUGAUGGGGAAUUUGAAAUUUUUGAACAGCCCAGUGACGAUGAAGAGUAUUCUGAUGGUUAAUAGAGCUUUUGGGGGGAGUAGCAAGCUAUGCUCAAGUUGGAUCAACGAUGGUUUAAAAAAAAAAAGAAGUUGGAUCGACGAGCUAUCAAGUUAGGUGAUGCCCUUGAUAUACUGAAGGAAGUGAUGGGGAAUUUGAAACUUUUGAACAGCCCAGUGACGAUGAACGGUAUUUUCUGAUGGUUAGUAGUAGGGCUUUUUGGGGGAGUAGCAAGCUAUGCUCAAGUUGGAUCUACGAUGCAUUAUUUUAUUUGGUAUCAAUGUACUAUUGGAGUAUUCCGUUCCAUAAUUUUUAUCGAAAAAUACCAUUUUUUAGAUUUUUUUUAGAAAUAGAUAUAUCCAUAUUUGAAAAAAAAUUGAGGCAAGAAUUAUGAGAAGGAGGGAGUACAUCGACUCUCUCCUGAAUUUAGGAUCCAUUGUCUAAAAGCUUGUUUAGCAGGUUGUUUAUAUAUCUAUGCACUUCGAUGAAGCUAUGUAUUGUAGCCUUGUUCUUAUGAGAUACGGAGUAUAUGAUACUGGAUGGCAUGGAGACAAGGAAGUUAACUGCUUCCUCGUGAAUGUGUAUAAAAAUCUAUAUAUACAAUAGAACCGGCAGCUGUUUCUUUA
This is a messenger RNA of Brachypodium distachyon (stiff brome), 2754 nucleotides long. RefSeq names its product general transcription factor 3C polypeptide 5. The record is from RefSeq and is a predicted model, not a curated record. NCBI's taxonomy places the organism in Eukaryota, Viridiplantae, Streptophyta, Magnoliopsida, Poales, Poaceae. The transcript is spliced from 14 exons. Gene Ontology annotation, biological process: transcription initiation at RNA polymerase III promoter. The coding region runs from base 490 to 2151 and encodes 553 amino acids. Gene Ontology annotation, cellular component: transcription factor TFIIIC complex.